UAGAUGUCCUGAUUGCCCCAAGGUCAGAAGAUACUAUCAGGAGGGGGGCGUGGCUGGCUGCUGCAAAUCUCACAUGUUCUCAAACUCUUCUGCUUACAAGUACAACUCCUGAAAGUGUCUGGCUCCCUGAUCUAACCAACACUAUAUAGAGAACUAAUAUAAUGUCAGAGCCAGCUGCCAAGCGUCCGUCCCACUCUGAGAGCUACAAGGGCCUCUUUCACUCUGUGUUCCCUGGUCUGGUGAAGGAGCUCACCGAGGACGGACUGAGCAACCCCGAGAUUGCUGACGGUGUGAAACAUCUCAAGGAGGUGCUUAACUUCAACGUACCUAACGGCAAAUGCAAUCGUGGGCUGAUGGUGAUUGGUUCCCUAAAGCACAUUACUGCCGGCAAGGAACUGACCAAUGAGGAGGAGACUAAGGCGCUCAUCCUGGGAUGGUGUAUUGAGUGGCUCCAGGCCUUCUUUCUGGUGGCUGAUGACAUCAUGGACAAAUCAAAGACCAGACGAGGACAACCAUGCUGGUACCUCAAGGAGGGCAUUGGUUUGGUGGCCAUCAACGAUUCAUUUUGUAUUGAGGGCACCAUCUACAAGAUACUCAAGAAACACUUCCGCAGUGAUCCUUACUAUGUGGACAUCAUGGAGCUCUUCCACGAGGUGACGUAUCAAACUGAGAUGGGACAGACACUUGACCUCUUGACCUCUCCAGAUGGCAGUGUGGACUUCAGUAGAUUCUCUUUAGAAAGAUAUAAUGCUAUAGUCAAGUGGAAGACUGCGUUCUAUUCGUUCUACCUCCCUGCUGCCUUGGCAAUGUACAUGGCGGGUAUCAGCGACCAGAAGUCACAUGACACUGCUAAGACCAUCCUCCUAACGAUGGGAGAGUUCUUUCAAAUACAGGACGAUUACUUGGAUUGCUAUGGUGACCCAGCAGUGACAGGAAAGGUGGGGACAGACAUUGAGGAGAACAAAUGCAGCUGGUUGGUCGUACAAGCUCUGGCCAGAGUCACUCCUCAACAGAGGGCUGUCUUGCAGGAGAACUACGGUCGCAAGGAGCCGCCGGAGUGUGCUCAGAGAGUGAAGGAGCUGUAUCGAGAGCUGGACAUACGGAAAGUGUACUUGGACUACGAGGAGAGCAGUUACCGGGAGCUGAUGGCACUCAUCGAAGAGCAGGCAGCUGCAGCCUCAUUGCCCAAGGGGAUGUUUGUCGAGUUUGCUAACAGAAUCUACAAGAGGAACGCUUAGACCAACUCUAUAUAGGGUGUUUUAUUUAUGUACAAUAUCUGUAUAUUUUCACAACUUAUUUAGGAAAAAACAUUUUAAUUUUUUGGUAUUAAAAAGACGACAAUAAUAAUUUUGCAAAAUUUAAA
This is a messenger RNA of Halichondria panicea, 1363 nucleotides long. Its product is annotated as farnesyl pyrophosphate synthase-like. Gene Ontology annotation, biological process: trans, trans-farnesyl diphosphate biosynthetic process. The transcript is spliced from 9 exons. Gene Ontology annotation, cellular component: cytoplasm. Gene Ontology annotation, molecular function: dimethylallyltranstransferase activity; (2E,6E)-farnesyl diphosphate synthase activity. Lineage: Eukaryota; Metazoa; Porifera; Demospongiae; Suberitida; Halichondriidae. Bases 162 to 1238 code for a protein of 358 amino acids. The record is from RefSeq and is a predicted model, not a curated record.